Molecule: messenger RNA, 3012 nt
Organism: Centropristis striata (black sea bass)
Lineage: Eukaryota; Metazoa; Chordata; Actinopteri; Perciformes; Serranidae
Exons: 3
Coding region: 623-1969 (448 amino acids)
Source: RefSeq, a predicted model, not a curated record
UGCCAUUGCAAGGAUCAAUUUCAGAUGAAAAAGGUUUUUGAUGACUUAUUUUUCCCAGUGUCUCAUUGUUAUCAACACACUCCGUUUUGGAUCACAAACAAACGUAUUCAGUCAUGUGAACCAAAAACUAAUUUUGCAAUUAUAUUUUAAUGGGUUUUGCUUAAGGGCACACAGCUAUUAACUGUAGCAACCUCCAACAAAAUGUCAAUUAAUCUCCUGAGUUGUAAAUUGAAACAGAAGCUCCUUAUAUAUGGUAAUUUGUCUUCUAAGGUUUUCCCUCUACCGGGAAGACCUAAAAGACCACAUUGACCUAUCUCUUCUGCGAACUUCUGUGAACUUGCCAAACUGGUAAAAAAAAAAAAGGGGGGUAGCUGGGGGUGACAUGACAGUUGAUGACACACUCAAACUUGGCUGAAAGAGGCAAUAUCUCAACAGAGUGCAGGGGAGGGAUAUGUACAUGGCCCUGAGCAUAACCAAGAGGAGGAGCUCAGUGUUGAGAGACACAAACUAAGUGUUGUUUAAGGAAACCUGGAGUGCAACCGCUCGAGCUGUUUGUCUUAUAAUCAGGAGAAAACUAAAUGGUUGUCCCUACAGAAGAAAAGAAGACACAAAUUGUGAUUUAAUGAUUCCUGAAGUGCUGGGCCGAGGAGUCUGGAUGGAACUUCCCAUGUUGAGCCGUAAGAGAUCUCUGUUUAAUGGACAUGAAAAUGAGCCCCCACUGUACACAAAGAAAUGUGUGGCAAGGCUCAAGAAUCUGCCGGACAGAUAUGUGACUGACAAAGCCACGGAGUGUGGCAGACUGAAGACAAACUGUAGUCCCUCCUGUACGAACGGAGGGACAAAACACCAACACGAUGACACUCAGAGCUUCUUCGAGCAGAUAUCGUCCUGGGCCGACACACAAUUCUCUACCAAGAAAGUUCUGGAGAAUGUCCAGUUUCGACAAGCCACUCGAGACAUUUUACUCAAUGAGUCAGUCAACAAGAGAUUUCUGGAGUUUCACCGUGACAUCACAGAGGAAUGCGGCACGGAAGAUAAACAGCAUUCGUGGGCUGUUAUUGAGAAACAGGAGGAGAUUGUCAUGUACGGACCUUAUUAUCCGAAUUACAACAACGGAAAGCACAGCGAGGACAUCAUUAUUAAACAGACUCAGGAACUUCUGGAGUCAGAGGUGGUCUCAGAGGGCUGGAAGGUGUAUAUUUUCACCAUGAACAGCCCGUGUCUGGCUAGAAACACAGAUCCAUGCAUGCUGAACCUGGUUCAGAAAGCUAAAAAGUGGUGGAGUGUGUAUGGAGUAAAGACUCAUAUUGGUUUUGUGAAAAGCUGGGGCUUCAAAGGAGCUAAAGAGAAUCUGUUCAGGGAUAUUAACUACAGUCACGUGGACUGUAUGGAUCAGACUGAAGACUAUGAGAGUUACGUUAAAGCUGCUGAGAAAAACCAUCUUGAUCCUGCAUGUGAAACUCUGUAUUCUGCUGUGAAACACGUCCUGAGAGCUUCAAGUUUCACCUUAAAUAACAUUUUUCAGGGGCAGGACUGGAAGAGUUACUUCAAAAAUAUGCACAGUAUUUUUGAAAGCAAACCAGAGGAGGAGAAAAAAAUCUGCACACAAGAGAUGAAUGCAAUGACCGAAGCUGCACAAGUUCUGCUUUCAGGAACAAGUGAAAGUUUGGAAGACUAUUUAGAAAAGGGGCAUGCAUUUGCAUUUGAUUACACUUUUAGCUCACAAGUAUCUGAAGCCAUCAGGGAUCAGAUCAGACUCACAUUUCAGCAGUGUUGGAGGGAGAUGGUGCAGGACAAAUAUGCUGAGUUGAUCAGGGAGAAGCUGACUGAAGACUUCAAUCAAUGUACCGUCCAGCUUUUUAUCAAAGAUGUUGUAAAGUUCACAGAAGAAUUCUUAGAAAUUGGAAGGAUACAGUUCUCAGGAGAAGCUCCACAAGUUAUCUGCAAAGUAAACUCUUCACCAAGAUGAUGAGGGAUUACUGAGACUAAAUUUUUCACCAUGUUGGUAUGCUUUUGAAGUGGAAUGAAUGACACCAACUGCAAUGUCAUACAUACCAUUUGCAUUAUGUCAAAAUACUUUGUCUAGUUUAAUUUCCACAUUCUACAAUUGACAUUUUGGAGAUUUCUGCAAGAAUUACACUUUUUUUGUCGAUUGGAUGGUGAACACUUCUUUUCGUGAAGCUGUCAGUAUACAGCCAUGCAUCCUGUGAAUGCUUCAGGUCCUUAAGUUUGUGGUUGGAAAGUUUCAUGAGACUGAAAGGUCACAACAGGUCAUUUUAUACAGUGAGGUCAAGUUGGGUCUCACUACAAUGAAACGGAUACUAUGGAAACUAACAUCAUCACACAAGGGCCUCAGCUCUCCAGUGCUUCCCAGUUAUUCAAUUCCACGACUGUUUAGGGACCCCAUUAUGCAAAAGGUGGGCAUGUUUGUAAAGGGCAGGCUUGUUGGUACUCAAAAUACCAAUUUCCAUUCAGAUAUCUUGAGGUCAGAGGUCACAGGAUUUAUUAAAAAAAUGGCCAAUUCAGUUUUUUCCUCAACCAAAUUUAGUCAGACGUUGGAGCAAUAUUAAAACAAGUUUUCAACUCCCAUCACGAUAUCAUAGUUGGUACUCAGCGAUUCCUUACAACUUGUAGUUUUAUAUGAUACCAGUAUCUUCUCUGUAGCACUUAGACUGAGUCCGCACAUUUAGGUGUGAUUACACCUACAAAGACCUUUUAAGCUUGCCGGUAGAUCAACUUCAUUUAUAUUUGUGAAGUGAUUCAAGUAGUAAAAUAACCUUUUUUGUAUAAUUAAACUACUGAAACGGCAAACUAUAAAUUGGGCCAUAAAAGGAAAGGAUUGUUGUUGUUUUUUAAUUAUUAUGAUUUUACUAUGGCUUUUCUACUGUAAUUGAACCCCCUUUGACAGACAUGGACACAGAUACUGUACACACACACAAAGAUUGUAAUUACUACCUACUAAAUGGUAGGUAAUAAAUGUAGGUAUAGAAAAAAUGAUGUCUAUAUAUUAUC